GGUCUCGCUGCUGGAGAGUUUUGCGUUGGUGGGUCCAGUGAGAUGUGGUUUCUGCCCAUGGCGUGGUGUGAUUCUGCCGGCGCGUAGUUUCUGUGAGACUGCCCUCUUUCGUGAGCGUUUUUACGGCUCUACAGAGCAGUUUCACAGUCAUUUCAAAGAGGAUCCCAGUCUUGGAUUUCGGAUCUUGUGUGCUAUGCGCACCUCCAGAUUUUAUAGCUUUGGAAUUAUUUUUGAAGAUGGAAUAGGUUUAUUGGUUUGCUCUCUUUUAUUUUGAAUUCGGAUGCAAGAAAGUUGAAAGAAUAAUCAGUGGGUACGGUCGUAGGAUUUUUGAAGAUGGCGGUUUGGGUCAGGUUUAUGAAUUUAUCGUUCUUGGUAUUAAAGUAGCUAGUGGAAUAUCGCACCAGACGUUCGUUAGUUUGUUGUUGUGUCUCUUAUGUUGCCAGGCUGCCUGAGCUCAGUAGCCAAGCUAAUAAGUCUGGAUGACUGGCUGAGUGUAGAAUCUUGACUGAUUGCCUGUUACACAAGAGUGAUGCAGUGUAUGCUGGUCCGUGAAGUUAUUGAUCUUUAGCAGCAUCUAUUGCCACUUGAAAGUGCUCGGGAUUUGUUUAGUGAUGCAGGUGAUCAGAGACAUCAGCACUAUUGUGCUAGCUUAUUUUGUGUGCAAUAGCAUUGGCUGGAUUUGAAAGGCUUAGGAGGUAGAAUUCCGAGGGCGUUUUUCAGUCAUGAAAAGUGCAGUGGGGGCUGCGGCUUCCUCUAAACCCAGAACAAUGUUGAGGUUGAUAGUAGCUGCAAUUGUAGGUGGACUGAUUGGUGCCUUUAUCAGCACGCUCAUGCAGCAUGGCGUCGCACCUAAUCUUGGGUAUAUUGCUGCGCACAUCCAGCAGCCGCAGUAUGCCGAUUAUCCACCAAUUCCUCCUACGGAUAUGGAAGGGCCCACGUGCACUAGGGAUAAACCGCUAGGAACCGAGUCUCUUCCACCUGGCAUCAUCCACGCUGAAACUGAUCUUUUUCCUCGUAGGUUAUGGGGGAAACCUGAAGAGGAUCUAUUGGAAACGCCAAAAUAUCUUUUGACGUUCACUGUCGGUGUUAGUCAGAAGGCAGCUGUCAAUGCCGCAGUCCAGAAAUUCUCGAAGGAGUUUCAAAUAUUGCUCUUCCAUUAUGACGGAAAAGUGACUGAAUGGGACGAGUAUGAAUGGUCUCAAAACGCCAUUCAUAUAAGUAUUCGUAAGCAAGCCAAGUGGUGGUAUGUCAAGCGAUUUUUGCAUCCUGAUGUGGUGGCACAGUAUGAAUAUAUCUUCAUUUGGGAUGAGGAUCUUGAUUUGACUCAUUUCAAUGCGCGGAGGUACCUGGAGCUCGUCGAAAAGCAUGGUCUCGAAGUUUCACAGCCGUCGCUGGAUUCCUCUCGUGGUACAACUUGGGCAAUGACAAGGCAUCGGGGCGAUAUUGAGGUUCACAAGGUAACGGUGGAACAUCCUGGUUGGUGCAAAGAUCCGCUCAAGCCCCCCUGUGCAGGGUUUGUUGAGAUCAUGGCACCCGUGUUUUCACGAAAAGCAUGGCGUUGCGUCUGGUACAUAAUACAGAAUGACUUGGUACACGGUUGGGGUCUGGAUUUCGCCAUACGUCGCUGUGUUGAGCCUGCUCACGAGAAAAUUGGAGUAGUUGAUGAAACAUGGAUUAUACACGUCGGUGUACCAUCACUUGGAAAUCAGGGUGUAACCAUCGCUGGGAGGGCACCAUGGGAAGGGGUACGGUUGAGAUGCAAUUAUGAAUGGCAAAUUUAUUCUAAGCGAUGGAAGGAAGCCGAUGCAAGACAAGCUGAAUUAGAUGCAGCAGCUCAAGGGAAGUAGAAGAGUUUAUUGCAAUACCCUGGGUGCCCUUGGAAUGUGCCCGAAGUGUGUGGCUUGCUCGUUUCUUACCGAGCAUAUCUCCUCUGCCUACUCGAGGUUACUUAGUGCAAGUUAGGCUCUUCUGUGGUGGGAAACUUACCACCUGGAUCCUAAAAGCAGAUUGAUUCAUCCCUGAAAGACACUUGGAAACCUGGUUAAAACUUCGUCACAAUUUUAGACUGUCCUUGCAGGACCUUUUACUUGCACGUCGGUGCUGGAAACACGGGAGAAUUUUUGAACGGCUGGUGUGACAUCCAUCUGGAAGUUUCCGGACUUGUAGUUUUCUGCAGUAAUAGACGUCGUAACAGACUCUGGAAGCUCCUGAAUUUGAAUGAAGAAUCAAAAUACUGUGAGAAUAAACACAUCUUUUUUCCCGUUGA
This is a messenger RNA of Physcomitrium patens, 2266 nucleotides long. The record is from RefSeq and is a predicted model, not a curated record. Lineage: Eukaryota; Viridiplantae; Streptophyta; Bryopsida; Funariales; Funariaceae.